Messenger RNA from Salvelinus fontinalis (brook trout), 2732 nucleotides. RefSeq lists its product as uncharacterized. The record is from RefSeq and is a predicted model, not a curated record. Bases 13 to 2346 code for a protein of 777 amino acids. The transcript is spliced from 3 exons. NCBI's taxonomy places the organism in Eukaryota, Metazoa, Chordata, Actinopteri, Salmoniformes, Salmonidae.
CACCCCGAUAGGAUGGAGGAGGAUGAGCACGUCUUCAUCCUUCCCCCAACAUGCAAAGACCCCUCUUGUCCAGAAGAGGGCAGCACUAUGGAGCCCAAUGUAAAAGUCUCAGUAGGGGCCAUAAGCGUCACAGAGGCUAAAGAAAAUCCCAGGAGCUUAGAUGGAGUUCAAUCUGAGCAGCCUAGCAGCACUCCAGUCAUGGACAAGGCUACAGUAACAGUGGAAGAGGAGCAGCUGACUGAACUGAAGAAGGGAGCAUCUGUGGAUAUCACAAUGCUGACUGAAAGACCUGGCUCCGCCACGCCACCACCAACAGACGGAUAUAAAGCAGUGGGUGCCAGUAGCCCUGAGCAGCCACAUCCGAACAUGGAAGCCAGCAUUCUGAAAGAGACAGAUCCUGUCCAAUCAUCACAGACAAGAGAGUCUGAGCCAGAGCACUGCCUUGACAACAAUAGUCAUCCAACCCAUGAAGGGACCAUCAUAGAGCCAGAACACACAGACGAGAGUAACAAGUGGGUCAGGAGAGACAGUGCUAGCAGUGACGUCCAGUGCCUCCAGCCUCACCUAUCUAUUUCAAGAGGCUUAUCCAGAGAACAAGUAUCAGUGCCCUCGCCUCAGUCACCUGCCUCUGAGCAGGAGCAGCAGGAGGUUGGCAGCCUGACAGUAGCUGAAGACAUCCAGCAGGGGGAGCAGCUGCUGCAUCGCCUGCAUCUGGUGCAACAGAGACAGGACGGACAACAGGUGCCACAGGAGCCUCCACCCUCACACCAGGUAGCCAUGAAGACAACCAAUCAGGAUGCAGGCUACCAGGAGGUAGAGCGAAUCGAGUGUAGGAAGGAAGAGGAAGGAGGGAGUGAGGGAAGCGGUGAAGACAUAGAGCAGGGAGAGAGAGUACAGACUGUUGAGGUGGAAGAGAGUGCAGCGGUAAGUGAGGAAGACACAGAGAUUCCAGAGAAAGAAGAUAUUGAAACAGUGGCAGGAGAGAAAGCGGAGGAGGUCCAGUCUCGUCCUUCUGCCCAGCUCAGUGUCCAACCUAUGGUCAGGAUUGAGAUGGAAUGCAGUGAUGAUGACCAGAGUGACAGCGGGGUGUCCACUGACUUCUCCCCUGUCAGCACACACGAGAUCCACACGACCACAGCCCCCAUCAUAGACAACAAGGCUCCCCCAACCCAGAAGGAGACUCCCAUCGAGAGGGAGAUCCGGCGAUCUGCUGAAAGGGAGCAGAGCCUGCGGCGGUCCAGGUGCAUGUCAAACACCCAGGAAGGUCAGGAGGUGGUAGACAUCCCCCUGAUGAAGACUCCCCUACUGGCUAAGACACUGUCCUCUAAGGCAGGGCCGGGGCAGGGCGCUGACUGGCAGUUCUCAGAGAAGAAGAUGCAGAAGGAAAUCAGCCAGGAGAUCCAGAGGGAGCUUGUCCUGGUGAACAUGGGGAAGAUCCCUGGAGUCUACAGCAAGGGAACAGUACGCCAGAUGAGGGAGAGGAAGCUGCUGUUUGAAGCCUUCCAACAAGGCAAUGCAGAAGGACCCACCAGGCACAGGAGACCCCCCACCACAGCAGGCCUGGGGAUGAGAGGUCAUGUCUACCCCUCUGUGCUGGAGAGGACGCGUAGCAUGGAGCUUGUCUCUUUUAAAGGCUGCCCUCUCUCAAGAGCCCACUCCCACCAGAUGUUUGACUUAAAGGGCCAAAAGGAGGCUAGCUCAGGCCAAAACCCAAGUGCAGAGAACCAACCUGCCGGUAAAGGAGCAGCAAGGAAGGUGGUUAUUCUGGAAAGUGACAACACAAUCAUAGCCCACUAUCCAAACCGAGACAGAGGAGCUCAGCGCCUCUACAGAAGCCUAGACUGCCUAAGUAUAGGGGACACUGUCUCUACAGAGGAGGAGGCUACGGAUGAGGUGAGGGGAGAACAGCCAGGAGAUGAGGACGACAUCCUCAGGGAGAACCCCUUCUUUAAGCUGCGUCCCUCACUGGCCAUGAAGUCGGAGGUGGAGAAAGACAUCCGGGAAGCCAGGGAGAGGGAGGAGGAGCUGCGCAGGCAGAGGUGUAGUCUGUACGGAGAGGCAGGAGUCAGUGGGGGCAGGCCAGACGACACAGAGGACCCCAGCCCAGACUCACCUACCACACUCAUUCCCUCAUCCAUCUCCUCUUUCACAGCAUCAGCAGUUGAUUGCCGACAAUCCAAGGGGAAGUUGGAUCGAACCUGGCCUCCUCCCAAUCCUAAGAGUGCUAGGGUGAACCCUGGACAAACACAGGAGCCCAAGGUUUACAAGGCAGGCGGCCAGAAAACUCUGUGGCAGCGUUGGGAAGCAGGUAUGGUGAACGGGCCACUGCCACGGGAACAGGACUGAUACUGGCGGUUACCAAUACCAGGACUUCGAUAACAUUAACAUUUAAAAUGUAUAAAUAAGGAACUGGGAUGGUAGAACUGCAUAAUUCACUACGAUGGCAGAAACUUGAAUUAGUAUUAGCUUGAACAUUCCAUGCUUUGUAAGACUAAAAUCUGUUCCGUAUAUAACAUUGCAAUUUCAUUACAAAUAUUCACAAUGUACAAAAGACAUCCUCUCUCAUUUAACUGCUCUGCUUGUAAAGGUUUAACUACUGUUCAGUGUUCGAUCAAAAUGACAAAUGUCACUUCCACAAUUCAGAGAAAUGUCAUCAUCAAGAAGUGCAUAAAUGUGAAGGUAAUCAAAACUACUAUCAAUGUUUCAAUAAACGUACAAAUGCCGUAAUCAUA